ACCACCUGUAACUGUUUUGCGUUCAGAUUCUGAGUCCUGGCCAUUUGAAGAUCACUAUACUUACCUAAGAGGAUUCUGGCGUGGGAGGCUGGUCGGUAGUGAGGGAAAAGGAGACCGGGAAUCUCCUCUGGGUGACUUUGGGCAAACCCCCUUCCCUUCUCCAGGCGUGCCAGGCUGGGCUUUCUUGAAAAGAUCAGGACAUGGUGUUAAAAGUGGGAACUUGAAAACGCCGAGGAGAAUUCUGUAGGACCAUUUGGCCAACAAGCCAAACUUUUAAGCAUCUGGGCCAGAGUCUGGCCCAUCUCUCUCUGCCCUGCCGCUGGCUCCCAGAUCUUUGCUUUGUGGAGACAGCAUGGACAGAUUCCUGGUGAAGGGGGCAUUAGGGGGCCUUUUGGGAAAGAGGGAGCGAGAGGAGAGCAGAGAAGGCCCAGCAGGGCUGAGAGGAGACAAGGAGAGCAGCAGGAAAAGGACCAGGACAGAAACCCCGGGGAAUGCAGGCCACUCGGCCAGUCCCAUCUGGCGGCACAUCCGAGCUGAGGGCCUGAGUUGUGAUUACACAGUCCUGUUUGGCAAAACCGAAGCAGACAAGAUUUUCCAGGAGCUGGAGCAAGAAGUGGAGUAUUUUACAGGUGCGCUAGCCAGGGUCCAGGUAUUCGGGAAGUGGCACAGCGUGCCCAGGAAGCAAGCCACCUAUGGCAACGCGGGGCUGACCUACACGUUCUCGGGCCUCACUCUGUCUCCAAAGCCCUGGAUCCCAGUUCUAGAGCACGUCCGGGAUCGUGUUUCUGUGGUGACAGGAGAGACCUUCAACUUUGUGCUUGUCAACAGGUACAAGGAUGGCCAUGACCACAUCGGGGAGCACAGAGAUGAUGAACGAGAACUGGCUCCUGGGAGCCCCAUAGCCUCUGUCUCCUUCGGGGCCCACAGAGACUUCUUCUUCCGGCAUAAGGAUUCCCGGGGGAAAAAGCCCACCCGGAAGGUAGAGGUGGUCCGGCUUCAGCUGGCCCACGGGAGUUUGCUCAUGAUGAACCACCCGACCAACACUCACUGGUACCACAGUCUCCCCAUACGAAAGAAGAUUCUAGCCCCACGGGUCAAUCUGACAUUUCGCAAAAUUCUGCCCGCUAAAAAGUAAAAACUUUGUCGGUGGUUUGUACUUCUCUUUUCUCCUUCCCUCUCUACUCCAAGAGGGAGAUUGGCAUCUCUUUUCCCAGCAGGGAACAUAGGAAAGGCUUCAUCCAAGCAUGGGGCUUAUUACAUAACAACGCAGAAUUCAGAGAGAGGAUGGUUGUAGCAAAUUGGUCAUUUAUGAAAGAAUACCAGUUGAUUUUUUUUUUCCUAACAAAAAGAUUUUUUUAUUACUAUAAUACACAGCAGAUACAAAAGGUACCUUUAGCAAAUACAGAAAUCAGCAGUUAUGGCAUAAACUACUAGUGUAACUUAGGUUUUUGCCAAGAGAAGCUGCUCUGUAAAUAACUUAAAGCUAGAAAGGUGAUGUUGUGGCUGCUACUUAAUGCCUAAUAAUUU
Lontra canadensis (Northern American river otter) is the source of this 1527-nucleotide messenger RNA. It is a transcript of the gene ALKBH2, whose product is annotated as alkB homolog 2, alpha-ketoglutarate dependent dioxygenase. The transcript has 4 exons. Bases 353 to 1135 code for a protein of 260 amino acids. Gene Ontology annotation, biological process: DNA repair. NCBI's taxonomy places the organism in Eukaryota, Metazoa, Chordata, Mammalia, Carnivora, Mustelidae. The record is from RefSeq and is a predicted model, not a curated record.